Molecule: messenger RNA, 543 nt
Organism: Acanthocheilonema viteae
Lineage: Eukaryota; Metazoa; Nematoda; Chromadorea; Rhabditida; Onchocercidae
Source: the annotation of a GenBank genome assembly
AUGCUGAAAAACGCUCAUAAAUUAGAGCCUGGCAAUCGCGGAUCAACGACUGUGCCAUCUUCGUCAUCUUCCCUCGAUAGUGGACAAGAAGGGCAUGAUUAUGUAAGUUUCAAGAAACAGUACAAGCUUGGACCUGAAUUAGGACGCGGUGGCUUCGGGACUGUUUAUUCUGGGUUUCGUAUAAUUGACGGUUUGCCAGUGGCAGUGAAGUACGUGUCAAAGAAUAACAUAACUGGAUGGAAAAAGAGUCCUAGCAUUGGUAAGGAGCUGCCUGUUGAGAUAGUCCUUCUAAUGGAAUGUAGAAAUAUAAUGGGCGUUAUCCAAAUGUACGAUUGGUUUGAACGAUCAGAUGGAUUCCUGAUCGUGAUGGAGCGACCGUCACCAUGCCAGGACUUGUUUGAUUAUAUAUCGGAACACGGGGCACUGGAUGAAAAAAUUGCGCGAAAUUUUUUCAAACAGGUUGUGCAUACUGUGAAAGCAUGUAUGGAUGUAAAUGUUAUCCAUCGAGACAUCAAGGACGAAAAUUUGGUUGUGGAUUUGAAA